AAAUCUCGGUGGAGCCUAUGUUUUUUGCAAAGUUCAGCAUUUUUUAAAAAUCAUUUUUGUAAACAAAUUACGUUUUAUGUUUAUAUUUUGAAUACGCUUGUGUUUUUAAAAAAUUUUAUUUAUUAUUAUUGAUUGAUAAUCGGUUCAUAGUGUCAGAGACUGUCAGUGUGCAUUAAUCAACUGCCAUGCAUUGUUGCUGUUUAUUAUCGUUUAUAAUAUCUCUGAUAAAAUUAAGAGAGUAUUAUUAAAAGUUUAUUGAACUAAUAAAAGAUGAAACGUGCACUCGAGGUAGAUCUUGAUAAUUAUCAAUCGGAGAAGAAUCCAAUUGUAUUUUUAGACAUUGCUAUCGGUGAGGAGUACGUCGGACGUAUUAUUAUUGAACUCUUCAAAGAUUUAGCACCACGUACAGUAGAAAACUUCCGAUCAUUGUGCACCGGAGAACAAGGAAUUGGUGUCAAUGGAAAAAAACUUUGUUAUAAAGGAUCUAUUUUUCAUAAAGUCGUGUCUCACUGCAUGAUUCAAGGGGGAGACAUUAUAAAUUUCGAUGGCACCGGUGGCGAAAGUAUUUAUGGUCCUCAUUUCGAGGACGAAAGCCUAAAAACUCCUCAUUUGGAUGCUGGUUUGGUGAGUAUGGUGAAUGAGGGUCGACCUCACACUAAUAGUUCACAAUUUGUUAUCACGGCAAUGUCAUGUCGACAUUUGGACGAUACAAAUGUCGUUUUCGGUAAAGUUCGAAAAGGCAUGGGAGCAGUUAUGGAAAUAAAUAACGUUCCCACUAUAAGCCAGAAACCAGAAGAGAACGUGUCAAUAAUUAAUUGUGGAGAAUUGAAAAAGGGUGAAAGUUGGGGAUUAGAGGAUAAUGACGAGACCGGCGAUGUUUAUACACUUUGGCCAGAGGAUUGGAAUCAAGAAUCCGAAAAACUUAGUUACAAAUAUCUUGAGGAAGUGAUCACGAAAAUUAAAGAUUCGGGAAAUUUUCACUUCUCGAAUGGAAAAUAUAUGGUUGCUAAUGUAAAAUAUAAAAAGGCCCUGAGAUACUAUGAUUGGAUGAUGAACUUAAAAGACUUACUAGACAAACCUGAUAAAUCGUUCGAAAAUCAAAAAAUCGUCCUACUUUUGAAUCUUACUGCUGUCAAAUUAAAACAACGAAAAUUUAAGGAGGCACUCGUUCUCUGCAAUAAGGUUUUGGCAAUAAAUGAAACAAACGGAAAAGCACUAUUCAGAAGGAGUCAAGCUUACUUCGGCUUAAAUGAAUACCAAAUGUGUCUUUUGGACCUCAAACAAGCGAAUCAAGAAUGUCCUAAUAACAAAAAUAUAUUACAAGAAAUCGAUAAAGUCAAAAAGGUAAUGAAUUCGUACUUAAUUGUUGAAAAGGAAACUUUCAAAAGAAUGUUUAAAUGAAACAAAAUAAUAAUUUGUACAUAAUAAUGCGAAAACGAAAUAGGUAUUUUUAAAAUCAAAAAAAAAUAUUUUUUUAACUCACUGAAAAAUUUACAAAGAUACAAAAAUUUUUGUAAAGAAAGAAAAUAUUCUCUUGAAGUUGAAAUCAAUUUAUUUACAAUGUAGUCUCAAAAUCUACAUUCUACAAUCAGAAUACUUCGCUUUUUUUUAUUUAUUUUUUUUGGAAAAAUGUAACAUUACAUUUUUAAAAACAAAUAUUUUCGAUUUUUUAAAUAAUUUUCCAGGGGGAAAUUUGUUUUUCAGUCGUUAUCCCUUUUUAAUAAAGGGACAAUUGAAUUUUGUAUAUUUAAAUACAUGUGAAAGAAAGACGAAUAGUCAGUUUGAAAUAGAAAUUUAAACUGACAAUUAAUACACUUCUGUGAGAUAUAUUUAUAAGUAAUUUAGAUUUUUAUAUUUUUUUUCGUAAAACGUUUACAUCGAAGAUACAACCUCUUAACGAAGAAAAAUAAUACAAGGGCCUAUUGUAUUUUAAUAGGGGAAAGAAACGAACUUUGAUUUUACUUCACUAUUUGUGGAAUUAUUGUAAUAUACAUAAAACAUUUUUCUUGAAAAUAUAUAAUAUGUUUAUCGCUUUUAAAAUUACAAAAAGAUUUUUUUUACUACAUAAACAUUAUAUUAGAUGGUAAACAAAUAUUUUUAAUCAACUUGAACUUAUCUAAUGGUUUUAUUUUAAAUUUAAAACUCUACAAAAGCGAAAAUUUGAUCUUGGAUGAAAAGAGUACAAAAAUAAAUAUUGUAAAUCGAAAAAAAAGUACAAAAUAAUUUUUGAAAAUGAGUUCAAUGUACUGAAAAAAAACAAUAAAACUACAUUUUUGAUGAGUAUAACAAAUAUUUUCUGACAGAAUGACAAUAUUAAUUAUAUAUAAUAAUGCGAGAAGCACAAAGCUAGAUUAUUCUGCAGAAGCUUUACAAAAAAGAAAAGGAAAAACAUUCUGCAGAUAAAAAAUUACUAUUUGUUUCUUUUUUUUUGUGCAACAUGGAAUGUACUUCUGGAAAUAAAUAACAUCAUUUAUAUUAUA
Molecule: messenger RNA, 2480 nt
Organism: Leptopilina heterotoma
Lineage: Eukaryota; Metazoa; Arthropoda; Insecta; Hymenoptera; Figitidae
Gene: Cyp40
Product: peptidyl-prolyl cis-trans isomerase D
Exons: 6
Coding region: 271-1401 (376 amino acids)
Biological process (GO): protein peptidyl-prolyl isomerization
Cellular component (GO): intracellular membrane-bounded organelle
Molecular function (GO): protein binding; peptidyl-prolyl cis-trans isomerase activity
Source: RefSeq, a predicted model, not a curated record